AUGGCCGCUCCUUAUUUAGAAUGUUUUUGACAGUACUUUGAAUUGUUUACUAUUUUUUUUAACAACCAUUAACUGCUUUACAACCAUGUGAAUUUUACCAAAAAGAAGCAACUAAAUAUUUGUGAUCAACGUAACAAUAACAAAAAUAAAGUAGCCACUAGUCAUGAUUAAACUAUAAUAUGGAUUAUAAAAGCACAGCAAUGUUACCCUUUUAUAUUGUGCUCUGCUUUCUAAGUUUGGUUGCAACCAAAGAUCUGGACGGUUAUUGUGCUCCUUACAAUGGAAAAAUCUGCAAUAGAUACUUGAACAGUACCACAAUGGUCUGGAUGUCACAGAGUCAGACAUCUCAGAGUCUAACCACGGAGCUAAUAACCACAAAUUUAUGGAAAGAGAUGAUCAACACAUUGAAAGAGCCCUGCCGCAGCUCAGCAGAGAAACUCCUCUGCACAUAUGCAUUCCCAAAAUGUAAUUAUAAUACAGACAGUGCAUUGCCUUUAUGUUAUGAAGAUUGUAUAGCUGUUAAGGAACAGUUUUGCCACAAUGAUUGGGCUUUGAUUGAGGAUAAUAAGAAGAGGGGUAUCUUUUUCACCUCACGGGAACAUUUUGAAUUACCUGAUUGUGAUAAACUGCCAAAAUAUGAACCCAAAGAUAAAAUAGCAACUUGCUCUUAUGUGGGCAUAAUGGAAAUCAAACCUGAAGAUGUGACAACUGACUGUGUGAAGGAUACUGGUAGGUUCUAUCAGGGCAAGUUGAAUAUGACAAAGGAAGGUUUGGAGUGCCAACGUUGGGAUUCCCAGACUCCGCACAAGCAUGAUAGGCCACUUCACUUCCUGCCUGAAAUCCAAGGAGCUGAAAACUUCUGUAGGAACGCCGGCGGCGAAGAGCACAUUCCCUGGUGUUUCACCACUAACGCAAGUGUCAGAUGGCAGCAUUGUAACAUUCCAAGUUGCGGAAACGCAACGAUACAUCGUGAGAUUGUCGAUGAUGGUAUUGUCAUGGACAAACUAUUCACUCCGACAUUCGUAAUGGUUACCUCCGGUAUAGGUUUAUUUACUUUAUUAAUAUUGUUCUUGAUUAUCUUGUUAUGCCACCGAAUGCAGAAGCACAAUCUCGGCUACAAUCCGACUGGUGUUCAAGAUGUUACCAUAGAUUUAGAUAAGUUGCCAAGUAAUAUGGCAUAUCACAGGACUGGUGCUCAAUUGAAUCCGAAUUUAGAGCAGCUAGAAUUCCCUAGGAACGAUAUCAUUUACAUUAAAGAUUUGGGACAAGGGGCUUUUGGUAGAGUGUUCCAGGCUAAAGCUCCUGGAUUGGUGCCGGGCGAGGAGUUCACUCUGGUCGCUGUGAAAAUGCUCAAGGACGAUGCAUCUGAAGAUCUGCAGGAUGAUUUCGAGAAAGAAGCCUGUCUCUUGGCUGAAUUCGAUCAUCCUAAUAUAGUAAAAUUGUUGGGUGUGUGCGCAAUUGGAAGACCGAUGUGUUUGUUGUUUGAGUAUAUGGGAAAAGGAGAUCUGAACGAGUUUCUACGGCAAUGCUCGCCUAGUAAUUACGUGUUAAGGAGCGGAAUGGAUGAAGAGCAACGGGAGAUCUUCAAAGACAACCAACUAGGACACGUUGAUUUAUUGGAGAUCGCUUUGCAAAUAGCGGCUGGCAUGGUAUACUUGUCUGAUAGGAAGUUCGUACAUCGCGAUUUGGCUACUAGGAACUGCCUGAUCGAUGAGCAUAUGGUGGUUAAGAUCGCUGACUUCGGUUUAUCCCAGAAAAUCUAUUUGCAAGAUUACUAUAAGGGCGACGAGCAUGAUGCAAUCCCCGUGAGAUGGAUGCCUCUUGAAAGCAUCCUUUACAACAAAUACACCCCAGAAUCAGAUGUUUGGGCGUUCGGUGUCUGCUUGUGGGAGAUCUUUUCUUUCGCGCUGCAGCCCUACUACGGCAUGACCCACGAGGAAGUUGUUAAGUUCUUGAAGGCCGGAAACGUUCUUCUAUGCCCAGAGAAUACUCCAGCUCCGAUUUACGAAUUGAUGAAGUCUUGCUGGGCGCAGAAACCAUCGGAUAGACCCAGCUUCAGGUUAAUCCACCAGACAUUAAACACCAUCAACAACAUGCACUCCAAUGUGUUACCUAUCCCUGCUGAAAGAUUGUAAAUAUCUAUUUUUUUUUUCAAGACUGAUUUAUCCAGAAAAAAAUUAAUAAAUGCAAUUUCAGGGAAUCUUUAUAUU
Nicrophorus vespilloides is the source of this 2210-nucleotide messenger RNA. RefSeq names its product tyrosine-protein kinase transmembrane receptor Ror2 (gene Nrk). Gene Ontology annotation, biological process: positive regulation of kinase activity; protein phosphorylation; cell surface receptor protein tyrosine kinase signaling pathway. Gene Ontology annotation, cellular component: signaling receptor complex. Gene Ontology annotation, molecular function: transmembrane receptor protein tyrosine kinase activity; ATP binding; protein binding. The coding region runs from base 180 to 2135 and encodes 651 amino acids. The transcript has 3 exons. NCBI's taxonomy places the organism in Eukaryota, Metazoa, Arthropoda, Insecta, Coleoptera, Silphidae. The record is from RefSeq and is a predicted model, not a curated record.